This is a messenger RNA of Myxozyma melibiosi, 3204 nucleotides long. RefSeq lists its product as uncharacterized. Bases 193 to 2793 code for a protein of 866 amino acids. The transcript is spliced from 2 exons. Lineage: Eukaryota; Fungi; Ascomycota; Lipomycetes; Lipomycetales; Lipomycetaceae. Gene Ontology annotation, biological process: vesicle-mediated transport. The record is from RefSeq and is a predicted model, not a curated record. Gene Ontology annotation, cellular component: Mon1-Ccz1 complex; intracellular membrane-bounded organelle.
ACCGCCACGAACCCCUCGCGAAUGUCAAAAUAACCUGUUCCCUGUGCGCUCGACUCACUGCGCCGGACUCGGUUCGUGAGCUCGCUCGGCACCGCCUGAACAGACAGCAACUCGGAGCAGAUUGUUCUACUAAAUCUGUGAGUCUGGUCAGUUACUGCUGAGAGCGUGCAGAGCAGAACAGCACAAGCAGAGAUGACCACGAUCGUGACCCCGCCGUCGCUCUCCUACUUUUGCAUCUUCAACCCAACCUUCUGCUACAGCGAUGAGACCCUCUUCGACCAGAUUUUCUUCUACGCGUCCCGAGCUGAGGCUGUUUCGGCUGACGAGCAAUUGCGGAAGGUCGGUUUGAUCCAGGGAAUCCUGUCUUUUGCCAGCGACUUUUCAAACAGAAAACCAGUCGAGAUCAUCGACACCCGCAAAACACGCACCGUCGUCGUCGAAAUCGAACCAAACUGGUGGAUGGCCCUCUGCGUCAACUUCACCCGCAUCCAAUCCCCCGUCUCACAAUCCUCCUCCGCCGCCGCCGCCAGCAAAUCCAACGGCAGCAACGGCACAAACAACAGCUCCUCCCGCAACGGCUCCGCAAGUAACAGCAACAAUACUUCUACCUCCGCCUCCAGCAAGACGAAAAACUCGAUAAAAACAACCGGCAAGAUCGUCGGCGGCGAGGUCAACUCUCCAGCCGGCGACAGUCCCGCGUCGCAGUCCCGCGUCUCGGCGCUCAGCUCGUUUCGGCGCAAGAAAAAGGUCGAGAUGAGAACUGAUUACUCGCGCAAGGAAGUUCCUGGGUGUAAUGUUCUGCAUUCGCAGCUCAUUCGCGGGUAUAAUCAGUGGAAAAUGCUCAAUGGGCGGUAUCCGGCGUCGUACGUCCGCGACGAGGCAAAGGAGAAAGCAAUGAAGGACAAGCGACGGAUGGCAGACGAGCGAAGGCGGAGAGAAGACGAAGCGCUCGAUCGGGGUGAAAGCGAGGAAGCAGCAGAGUCGCGGGACAAGUUCGACGAGCAACUACAGCAGCAGCUGCAAGCCGCCGACGACGCAGCCGAGCAGGCGCUCGACGAACUCGCAGAGUUCCGCAUGAACCUCCGCAAGUUCUGGUCCUGGUGGCUGCAUAAAUGGGAGCUCUACACGUUCUCGAGCGCGACCUGGGGCGGCACGCUCAACAACUCUUUCCUCGCGCACGGGCUCACGCUCGGGAGUGUGCCGACGCUCAGUUUCUCGUUUAUGGAUUACGCGGUCGGGAUCAAGAUGGGCGGGCCGGGGAGGAUCUCGGAUUUGACGGCCGAGGCUAUAAAAGCGAUUGUGAAGCGCGAGGAACGGAACGGCAUGGUCGAUCUUGUGAUUACUCGCAUGAGCACAUUCUCUGUCGUCGCGCCCGGGGGCAGUUUACUAAAGUCGUCGGCCACAAGCGGGCCGCAGAUGCUCAACGGAGACCAGGCCUCGAUUAACGGCGACGCUGAGUCACUCUACUCCCGCGGCGACGACGCGGCGUCGAUAAUGUCCUCUCGCUCGCGGCGGUCGCGGUUCUUUGAUCGCCGGACAGAGUCGCUGGCGGGACAAUCAGAGUACACCGCGACGUCAGAGUACUCCGACAACGACGCGGUCGCUGCCGCGACGCUUAUCGACGAGCAGUACGCGCUCGAAGAGGAGAUGCGCAACGGCUGCGUGUUUCAGGGAGCAGGGUAUAUCUCGCGCACGAGUAUUGCCGAGUACAGUCGCUGGAUCAUCGACAACCAUAUCUUUCCGUCGCCCGCGGCGGUCGAGGGCGUGCGCUGGAGUCUGUACUCGAACGUCGAGGACCCGCUGUGGCCGUUCUCGGCGCUGCUGUUUAGUUUUAGGUACGGAUACAAGCGGCCUGUGCCGCCGAAGAUUAAAAAGAAAAGCAGCAAGAAGAGUAAGAAGGACGGCAGCAAGAAGCGCGGGAGCGUGGCGAGUAUCGAGUCUGCGGCGGCGAAGGCAGGGAGUACAGGGAACAGCAACAACAGCGCUGCGGCAAAGCAUCUUCUAGACUCGUCGCUCGGACUGCUGAGUAAAGUGACCUCUGCCUCGACCGCGUCGACGACGAUCGCGACGGUGCAGGAGAAGAUGCCGCCGCAUGAGAUCAGGGAUGAUUUGUCGGACGCAAAGUUUCUUGUUGGAUUGCAGGGGGGGUUGGAUAUGGACGCGAUGUUUGACGACGAGGAUGAGGAUGAAGAUGAGGAUGAGGACGGGGAGGAUGGAGAAGGGAGGGGAGGGCGGAGAGCGCCGCCGGAGAUUACGAUGAGGGAGGUGUAUAUGCUGCGGAAGCGCAAGAAAAACCGAGAGGUAAAGGCACAGCUGGCUCUUCCGGCUCCUCCCCCACCCCCCUCGUCAGAGAUGGUUAAAGAGGAGGUUGAAGAGGACCCUGUCGUGACGCCGGUAUCGCCUGGGAAAGCAGACGCGGACGGCGACGGCGAUACAACGAUCGGAGCAGACGCGUCGGUCGCGACUAUUGUCGUCGCCGACCAAGAAGCGCAGGCAGAAAGCAAGUCUACCUUAGCACCGCCUUCCACCCUCGCAGACUCAGUCUCAACCCUCGCCUCCACCACCUCCACAAUCGCCACCACCCAACCCUCCUCCUCGUCCUCGUCGAUGCAGCAAAAACACGAACGAUUAAUGCUAGUGAUUUACAAGCGCGCGCCAUUCGUCUUUUCCGCGUUUUUCGACCCGGAAAAGGGAAAGCAGGCGCUUGCAAAUCCGGCGUAUUAUCGCGGCCUGCAUCUUAGACUUGGUACGCUUGUCGAGCCUAUUUUCGAGGAUCUCGAGAAUGGGGGUUAAUGCGUGCUCUUUUUUACUCCACCUCGUUCUGCAUUUGGUAUCCUGCAUUUGCUUUUUUCUGCUGUAGUUUUGUAUCGCAGAUGUGUAUUGUAAUUGUUUUUGUUUGAAUGUUUGUUUGAUUGUUGUUUGUGUGCUAGUACGGCCAGGGUUGCAUCGAUCGGUCUUGGGAUUCGUUUAGUUGAGGGUUCGUUGUUUGAUUUUUGAAAUUGGUAGAUUGUUCUGGUUUUUUUAUAAAUAAUCCAACCUAUUAAAUAAGACAAAUAAAACACAUCAACUGCUGAUGAAUAAAUAGUAAUGAAAAAAAAAAAUAGGAAAAGAAACAAAAAAAAUAGAUUCUCCGGAGCGUGACUCGAACACGCGAUUUUCAGAUAAUCGAUAAACCAUUACAGUCUGACGCCUUACCAGCUUGGC